Molecule: messenger RNA, 393 nt
Organism: Catharus ustulatus (Swainson's thrush)
Lineage: Eukaryota; Metazoa; Chordata; Aves; Passeriformes; Turdidae
Product: protein S100-A4-like
Exons: 3
Coding region: 1-393 (130 amino acids)
Molecular function (GO): transition metal ion binding; calcium ion binding
Source: RefSeq, a predicted model, not a curated record
AUGGAUCCACAGCAGGAGACAGGUCCUGGCAGAUCCCUGAACAGCUCAGCCAUGUCCUCCAGCCGUGCCCGGCAGUUCCCAGGGAACUGCAGCCUGGAGCAGGCCCUGGAGACCGUGGUGGAUGUGUACCACCAGUACAGCGUCCGGAAGGGACAGAAGGACCUGCUGAGCACCGAGGAGUUCAGCACGCUGCUGAAGGAGCAGGCACCCACCUUCCUGGGGGCAUGUGACAGGAACCAACCCGGGUACCUGGAGCGGCUGUUCAGUGAGACCGACCUGAACCACGACAAGGAGCUGAGCUUUGAGGAGUUCACCAUCGUGCUGAGCAAGCUGGCGGAUGACGCGCAUCGCAUCAGCCACGGCUCGGAGCGCUGCGGGCCCGACCGCGACUGA